Microcebus murinus (gray mouse lemur) is the source of this 1078-nucleotide messenger RNA. Its product is annotated as chromobox protein homolog 1. Gene Ontology annotation, cellular component: nucleus. NCBI's taxonomy places the organism in Eukaryota, Metazoa, Chordata, Mammalia, Primates, Cheirogaleidae. The record is from RefSeq and is a predicted model, not a curated record.
GGCAGAGGGGAGGGCCGUUGGUCGGGGCCUGCGGUACGCCGCUUCAUUGAGGGGCUCCACUGCAGCCACCAGCUUGUUGCUUUUCCUGGGUGCCACUUCCCCGGCUGGCCCGACGCGACACGCCAGUAGCGCGACAUCGAUUCCUCUGGGGUUUUUGGGCGCUGCUCUGAGCAGCGUCACCCUUUACACCAGAAAGCUGGCGGGCACUAUGGGGAAAAAACAAAACAAGAAGAAAGUGGAGGAGGUGCUAGAAGAGGAGGAAGAGGAAUAUGUGGUGGAAAAAGUUCUCGACCGUCGAGUGGUAAAGGGCAAAGUGGAGUACCUCCUAAAGUGGAAGGGUUUCUCGGAUGAGGACAACACGUGGGAGCCAGAAGAGAACCUGGAUUGCCCUGACCUCAUUGCUGAGUUUCUGCAGUCACAGAAAACAGCACAUGAGACAGAUAAAUCAGAAGGAGGCAAGCGCAAAGCUGAUUCUGAUUCUGAAGAUAAGGGAGAAGAGAGCAAACCAAAGAAGAAAAAAGAAGAGUCAGAAAAGCCACGAGGUUUUGCUCGGGGUUUGGAGCCGGAGCGGAUUAUUGGAGCUACAGAUUCCAGUGGAGAGCUCAUGUUUCUGAUGAAAUGGAAAAAUUCUGAUGAGGCUGACCUGGUCCCUGCCAAGGAAGCCAAUGUCAAGUGCCCACAGGUUGUCAUAUCCUUCUAUGAGGAAAGGCUGACGUGGCAUUCCUACCCCUCGGAGGAUGAUGACAAAAAAGAUGACAAGAAUUAACUCUCCUGAGUACCAGCCCCUGUCACAUCUGACUGUGGGUUUCAAGUGGGGAGGGAAGGAGUUUUACUUGUCUUGACACCAUAGAGGUGGCUUGAGAAGAUGUCCUUUGAAGAGCCAGUAUAGUUUCUGUGCCCUGCAGCAGCCCAAAGUGCUUUAACGCCGUUCAAGCUGUAUAGUUUGCACACCCAUCCCAGUGGAGAGGAAGGGGGAUAAGUGUUUCAAGGCAGCCCAUUCUGCACUUUGUUGAGAAAAGCAAAGGGCCUUCUAUGAAGGACAAAACUUGUAGAAUUGGGUGUGUGGGAGAACAAAAAG